Molecule: messenger RNA, 213 nt
Organism: Miscanthus lutarioriparius
Lineage: Eukaryota; Viridiplantae; Streptophyta; Magnoliopsida; Poales; Poaceae
Source: the annotation of a GenBank genome assembly
AUGGCGCUGGUGAUGGAGCUGUUCUUUUUCAUGUCCCUAUUCCUGCCCCGCGCGCCCGUCGCCCUGCGGGACGCUGUCGUCAAUGUCGGCGUGGGCUGCGUCGGCGUACCACUGUGGUGGAUCAUCAUCCUGGCGGCAUGCGUUGGUGGCCACACCUGGAUGUGCGUCGUCCUGGCUUUCGUCUUCGCUGAGAUCAUCGAUCGGCUUAUUUAG